Molecule: messenger RNA, 3693 nt
Organism: Musca domestica (house fly)
Lineage: Eukaryota; Metazoa; Arthropoda; Insecta; Diptera; Muscidae
Exons: 3
Coding region: 2966-3529 (187 amino acids)
Molecular function (GO): odorant binding
Source: RefSeq, a predicted model, not a curated record
CUUUGCUUACUUGUUUUAUUUUGAGAUGUAUUUUCCGAUUAAAGUCUUCUCUUUGGCAAAAAGUUGGCAAAUGAAGAUAAUUUCUUCGUUUAUACCAUGGUACAACAAGGAGGUAGAACUGAAACUUCGUGUCAGACUCAUUCAAAAUUAUAUAGAACAAGUUGUUUUCAUUUUUUUCAUAUUUUUCCUCAUUAUACCCUACACCACAAGGUGGUCGGGGUAUUAUGUCUUAGUGCAUUUGUUUGUAACAGGCAAAAGGAAACGAGAUAGAUACGUAGUUUCUUUUCAUGAUCUGCAUAGAAUCACAUUCUGAGUCGAUUUAUGCAUGUCCGUCUGUCCGUCCGUCUGUCCAUUUAUUUCCUAUCCAGAUGAAAUUUUGCACAAAUCAUUUGUUUGGCCCAAGGACGAACCCUAUGAAAUUGGAGAUAAUCGGUCAAAAUUGAGAUAUAGCACCCAUAUAUAUCUUCGUCCGAUUUACCAUUUAUUGUGCACCAAACGUCUAAUAUUUGUCCAAAUGGGAUGGAAUUUGGCACAUACGACCGAACUAAGUCUAGAAGGUAGUAUGCCAAAUUUGGUGAAGAUCGGUUCAGAUAUAGUUAUAGCUCCCAUAUAUAUUGUUCAUCCGAUUUAUUGUAUUUGUUACCCACAGCCGUAAUAUGCACUCCGUAACAACGAUAUUCAGGGAAAUAUAUCAAAUACAGCUCAGAUAUUUAUUUUUGCCAAAUUUUAUCGAGAUCGGUUCAAACUUGGAUAUAGUUCCCAUAUAUAUCUUUAUCCGAUUUCAAAUUAAUUGUGUACCAAAUGGGCAAUACAAGUCCGAAUUUAAGAGAUACAAAUGCUUCUUCAUAUUUAGUCCUUUGAAUUUUAAACUAUAAUUAUAAUCCUAGCGUGUAUGAUUGAAUUCUCCCAUAAAAACUUUUAAUUGUUACGUAGAGCUCAACUAAAUUAGCAAAGUGGUGUAGGGUAUCAUAAAAUCGGCCCCGCCCGACUUUAGGACUUUCUUUACUGGUUUUAAAAUUUAAACAGAAUUUUUUAAGGAUUUCAUUUUUUGAAAAUUUCCAAAUUCAUUCCAAAUGGUGGAGUGUAUUCGAAGAUCGGCCGACCGAACUUAAUGUUCCUUUAAUCUGGGGAAAAACUACCUUUAAACGGGAUUUUAGCAAUUUAAAAUAUUCCACAAAAUUAUUUCUCUUUUAAGACUAGAGGACUCUAAGAAUCUAUGGCCGAGUGGAAAAUAAGGGCAAGACCCUCACAAUAUAUUUUUGUAAAUAGCAUUUCUACAUAACAGGAACACAAAAUGUCAACAUUUGGCAAAAUUAACACGUUAAAUCUUGAAAACGGAGUUCCUUACUAUUCCAAAAACUGAACCGAUAUGGCCCAUUUUCUGUAGCCAUGAUUCUCGAUGUACUCCAAAGAUCUCCAUCAAAUUUCAAAGCUCUAUCUUAAAUAUUGUGAAAUACAUUUAAAACUACAGGGGUCCCAUUUUUAUCCCUCCACCAUAGUGUAGAGGGUAUAUUAAGUUUGUCAUUCCGUUUGUAACACCUCGAAAUAUACAUUUCAGACCCCACAAAGUAUAUGUGUAUUCUUGAAAUCACUCUAGCUUCCGAACGAAAUGAAGUAGAUUGAUAAAAUUUUACUCAAAUGUAUAUUAUGUCUGCAGGACUUUUGGUAUUGAAUAUUGGCCUUGUACCCCCAUAUAAUGGUACCUCCCGAUAUUCGGUAUUAUGGUGAUUUAAGCGACAUUAUUCACCGGAAAUGUUUCAAAUUUGGUGUUUAAUGUUCGUAAUGGAUACUUCAGCCUAAGACAGAAAAUUGUCUGUGCAGGUUCACGUCCUCAUAUAGCCCACAUGUAACGGUACCUCCCGAUAUUCGGUAUAUAGAUGAUUUUAGAGACAUUAUUUACCGGAACUAUUUCAAAUUUAGUAUUUGAAGUUCGUAAUGGAUACUUCAGCUUAGGGCAGAAAAUUGUCUGUGCAGGUCCACGUCUUCGUAUAACCCCCAUAUAACUGUACCUCCCUAUAUUCGGUAUUUUGAUGAUUUUAGAGACAUUAUUUACCGGAACUAUUUCAGAUUCGAUAUUUGAAGUUCGCAAUGGAUACUACAGCCAAUGACAAAAAAUUGUCUGUACAGGUCCACGUCUUCAUAUAGCCAUCAUAUAACAGCUCCUCCCGAUAUUCGCUAUUUGGAUGACUUUAGCUACAUUAUUCACCGAUUGUUUUUUCUAAGUUUCGCAUUUGAAUAUUGUAAUGGCUUAUGACGAAAGUUACCUAUGCAGGUCCAUGUCGUCAUAUAGACCCUAAUAUAAUAGCGACAUUCAAUAUUUUUAAGAUUUUAACAGAAUCUUUAACGGAUUUUAUUGUUUUUGAGAAUUGCCAAAUUCGUUGCAAAUGGUGGAGGGUAUUCAAAGUUCGGCCUGGCCAAACUUACAGCUUUUUUACUUGUUUUAGCUUAACUUUCAUAAUCUACUAGAUUUCUUCCUUUAAUUAUGUAAAAGAUAAAAUAUUGUCGCACAAUGUAAAAGUACAUAUAGUGAGGACUGUACAUUGUAAUUUACUAUCAUAUAUCUAAUUUUUUUUUUCAAGAGAAAUUAACAAUUUGCUAACAACAAUUUAAAAGUCGAGCAGCUUUUUUCCUGCUUACUUUUAUCGAAUGUCGUUCAAUAACUUUAAUAAGGGAGUUAAUUCGCUCAACAGAGAUCACUGAGUAAUUUUUACGGCAAUUGUUAUUGUUCAAACCCAUUUUAAAAUACGUGAGGCAGAUUCAUUCGAUGCUUCACAUUGACCUUAACCGCAACAGUCUAACCUUGAAUAAAAGAAAAGUAGCAACAGAAUUGCAGAGAUCAAAACUACCGCAUCAGCAUAAAACCGAAGAAAAUUUGAGUAUAAAUAAGUCAUGGAAUCAUUGGUAAAGACAUCACAGUGUCUAUUCAACUCUCAACAACUUGCACUUGCAUUAUUGCUCCGCCAAUAUGAAAUUCGCUGCAACGGUUAUUUUCUUCGCUUUUGCCUACAUAAACUUGGCUCACAGCAAGAGCCUUAAAAAUUAUUACGCCAACAGUGUGACUGAAUAUAAGGGCCAGCGCAAACCCUUGGCCAGUCCCAUGGCUAACGGCAUACAUGAUAGCAGCUAUACCCGUUCAAAGCGUCAAAUUCCCCAGGCCAUACAAGAUUUGCAGGAUCUUCUGACCAACACCAAGAAAGACUGUGCCAAAGAAUUGGGUUUUGGUUCAUCCGUAAAUGACAAGACACUGCUGUACGAGGAGAAUCCCACGCCACAAGAAAAGUGUUUGAUGGCUUGCAUCCUGAGAAAAGUUAAUUUGAUGGACAAAAACAACCGGUUGUCUGUAGAUACCAUUGCCCGAAUUGCCGGCAGUGUCUCACAGAACAAUGAAUUGGUUAUUUCGGUGGCAGUGGCCACGGCCAACAACUGCAACAACUUGAUUAGCACCAAUCAUCCUUGCGAAGCUGCUGCCCAAAUCAACAAAUGCAUCGGCGGUGCCUUGAAGGCAAACAAAUUGAAAUUAUUCUAUUAAAAGUAUUAUAUUUUUAAUAUGAAAUAUCUGUAAUUUUUUCUACUUUUUUUACAUUUUCCAUAUAUAUUUGCAUCAAUUUUUAAACAAUAAUCAAUAUUUUUUAUAAUUUUUGUCGAGAAAAAUUUAAAUUAAUAUUUGAAAUAAACUAUAAUUUUUCAAUUAAA